AUGGAGAAUAUUGCUUCCAUGGUGGUGACCCCUAUUGCCAUUCUCAUCCAACCAUCGAUAUCUCAUGUUGAUCCUGCAAUCGAACCUAUAGUUGGGACUAGUAUGACUAUUCCAUGUCAUGCCAUUGUCCCUUACCAAUCGGAGGUUGGUGCUUCUGCUUGCCUUCCAAGUCCUGAGUCGACUCCGUCUCCGGCAUCACCUCCAGUCAUUCAAAAACCUCACACAUUUCAAGGUAAGGCUCCUCCCCUGUCUAAAAAGGCUUCCUCUUCUUUGUCAUCAACCCGUCAAACCGUGUCGAAAAGAGUUACUCGUUCCUCUUCGAGUUUACAGUCUCCUUCGUCCCCUGUCCAGCCUUCGUCUGUGCAUGAAUCAAAACCCGUAGGACCUCCUCGUCCUCCAUCUAAGGUUUCUAUUCCUCCCAAAAGCAGAGAAAGGGUUCAGCCAAAAAGAAAGUCUUCACGUGAUACCUUGUAUCACCCACCUAAAAAGAAAUCCAAGACCAAGCCUAUUCCAGUCCCAUCUACAGACUUGUCUCCCAAACAGUCAUCCAAAGCCUCUAAAAAGUCAAAACUUCCAAAAGACCCUAUAUCAACGGUCGACCCAUCCUCUGUUCAAUGCUUUGUUGAUGCCUCCAAAGCAUUUGUAUACCAACGAUGGUUUGGUAGUCGUGAGUUUUGGUUCGAACAAGUGGUGAUGUUAGAUGAUUUUCCUGACCUGCAUGAUUUUUUAAAAAUUAGGAAAUGGGUUAACACGGUCACUAACUUGUCUCCCCCUCAUCCAAUUUUAGUUCGUGAAUUCUAUGCCAAUCUAGAUAGGACUGUUAUAGCUGAGGGUCAUCCAGGGUGUGUGAGUGCAUUUGUUAAGGGUCAUCGUGUUCCGUUUGGUCCAUCUACAAUUGUAUGCAUUUUGAAAGUUGAGUCUGUCAGAAAUCCAACAUAUGGGAAACAAUUCAAUCCAGAUGAAACUAUGAUGGGUAGAGUGCUAACUUGCAGGGAGGACUAUCUUUGGGACAAACAAGAAAUUAUAGUUACUCAUCUAACUCCUUUCUAUAGGGUUCUUCAUCGGGUAGCUUUGUACAAUUAG
Cannabis sativa is the source of this 1083-nucleotide messenger RNA. Its product is annotated as leucine-rich repeat extensin-like protein 5. Lineage: Eukaryota; Viridiplantae; Streptophyta; Magnoliopsida; Rosales; Cannabaceae. Bases 1 to 1083 code for a protein of 360 amino acids. The transcript has a single exon. The record is from RefSeq and is a predicted model, not a curated record.